AUGCAUAAUGCUUCGCUCACAAAAUGCCAAUCUCUUAUACGCUCCGCCAAGUCUGGCAGCGAUUGGACUCAGAAUGAGUUUAGAGCGUAUAAUAUCACUGUUCAAUUGCAAGACGCAGCCACCUUCUUCUGUGUCGACCCUUUGCCACAACCUGCAGUCGCUCAGGAAGUCCUCACAACACUUGAUGUAGACGACAUGAUUCUAAACGACAAUUAUAAAUUCUUACACUGCAUGGUUUUAGCGAUGAAUCCUGUUCCAACCGAAGAGUCUGCCGUGGACGAUCUUGCUGUUCACCUGCUGAAGCUGUUGGGAUACCUGCAAGCGAUUGCCGCCUUUCAGAUGAACAAUUUCAGACGGGAGCGGCUCCUUGGGUCGUCACCCACUUUCUACAAGAUUCCUGUCACCACAGAACUUGCCGAAGCUGUUGCACUCGGCGAGUACCUGCGAGUACCCAACGCCCACCUUCCGACGGUGCCUCGCCCGGCUCGCCGAUGGAGUGAAGGUAUGAAACCGCUAGCCAACAGGGUUCACAUCCUUCAAUGCUACGAGGCGUUGAAGCCAUUUGUCAACUGGUAUGUUUUAUAUGGCUCCUGUGUUUUGAUUAAUCUCAUGGCUGUAUUAGAGUUUAGGCUGUAA
Messenger RNA from Lentinula edodes (shiitake mushroom), 636 nucleotides. RefSeq lists its product as uncharacterized. The transcript has 2 exons. The record is from RefSeq and is a predicted model, not a curated record. Bases 1 to 636 code for a protein of 211 amino acids. NCBI's taxonomy places the organism in Eukaryota, Fungi, Basidiomycota, Agaricomycetes, Agaricales, Omphalotaceae.